CGGUGGAGACGCAGAGCAGCAGCUCGGAGGAGAUGGUGCCCAGCUCCCCGUCCCCGCCGCCCCCGCCCCGGGUCUACAAGCCGUGCUUCGUGUGCCAGGACAAGUCAUCCGGCUACCACUACGGGGUCAGCUCCUGUGAGGGCUGCAAGGGCUUCUUCCGCCGCAGUAUCCAGAAGAACAUGGUGUACACCUGCCACCGGGACAAGAACUGCCAGAUCAACAAGGUGACGCGUAACCGCUGCCAGUACUGCAGGCUGCAGAAGUGCUUCGAAGUAGGAAUGUCUAAAGAAGCGGUGCGUAACGACCGCAACAAGCGGAAGAAGGAGGUGAAGGAGGAGGUGCUGAUGCUGGAGAGCUACGAGCUGAGCGUGGAGCUGGAGGAGCUGGUGGGAAAGGUGAGCAAGGCCCACCAGGAAACCUUCCCCUCGCUGGGCCAGCUGGGGAAAUACCACACCAACUCGAGUGCGGAGCACCGCGUGCAGCUGGACCUGGGGCUGUGGGACAAGUUCAGCGAGCUGUCCACCAAGUGCAUCAUCAAGAUCGUGGAGUUCGCCAAGCGCCUGCCCGGCUUCACCACGCUCACCAUCGCCGACCAGAUCACCCUGCUCAAGUCCGCAUGCCUGGACAUCCUGAUGCUGAGGAUCUGCACGCGCUACACCCCGGACCAGGACACCAUGACCUUCUCCGACGGCCUGACGCUGAACCGUACCCAGAUGCACAACGCGGGCUUCGGCCCGCUCACCGAGCUGGUGUUCAGCUUCGCCGUGCAGCUGCUGCCGCUGGAGAUGGACGACACCGAGACCGGCCUCCUCAGCGCCAUCUGCCUGAUCUGCGGAGACCGCAUGGACCUGGAGGAGCCGGCCAAGGUGGACCAGCUGCAGGAGCCGCUGCUGGAGGCGCUGAAGAUCUACGCCCGCCGGCGCCGGCCCAACAAGCCCCACAUGUUCCCCCGCAUGCUGAUGAAGGUCACCGACCUCCGGGGCAUCAGCACCAAGGGUGCUGAGCGGGCCAUCACCCUGAAGAUGGAGAUCCCCGGCCCGAUGCCGCCUCUGAUCCGCGAGAUGCUGGAGAACCCGGAGGCCUUCGAGGACAGCAGCAGCGAGUCCGGGGACAAGCCGGCCGCCAAGACCCCCGCGGACCCCCCCCCGAAGCCGUCGGCCACGGCCCCGGCCCCGCCCACGGCCCCGCCCGCCGCCCCCACCCCGACCAUCAAGAAGGAGCAGGAGGAGCGCGCGACGUCGUGCUCCGCCCCCGCCGAGCAGAAGAGGAGGGAGAAGGAGGAGGGGGGGGGGGGGGACACGUCGUCCAUGUGGGUGGGCGUGGCUUAG
This is a messenger RNA of Gadus morhua (Atlantic cod), 1328 nucleotides long. RefSeq names its product retinoic acid receptor gamma-A. Gene Ontology annotation, molecular function: RNA polymerase II cis-regulatory region sequence-specific DNA binding; nuclear glucocorticoid receptor binding; nuclear receptor activity. Gene Ontology annotation, biological process: regulation of transcription by RNA polymerase II; cellular response to corticotropin-releasing hormone stimulus; retinoic acid receptor signaling pathway. Lineage: Eukaryota; Metazoa; Chordata; Actinopteri; Gadiformes; Gadidae. Gene Ontology annotation, cellular component: transcription regulator complex; nucleus. The record is from RefSeq and is a predicted model, not a curated record.